AUAUAUGUACAAUUCAAACGUAAAAGUAUCGAAAAAAUAAUCGAUUCUAUAAUAGAAUCAAGAUCGAUUCAUCGUUCAGUUAUCACUCAUCUCUACCGGCAGAUGUCGCUAGUGUAAUAGCUUUCAUGCGCAUGUUCUGAUUUAACUUAUGACCGUUAACUAAAGACUGAAAUUUGCAAGAUUGUUUGAAAAUUUAUAACAAGUAUUUAAUUAAGGAUACGUAUAUCAUCUGGAUGUACAUUUCUAUUGUUUAGUGAAUGUAUGUAUUGAGUAGUUUUUGAUUUAGUCAUAAAAUGUUGUUAUUGUCGGAGAAUUGUAAAGAGAAUCAUUAUUAGUAUCGCAUUGUGAAGAGUCGCACAAUUGUCAAGAAACAAUGAAUAAGUAGAAUCGCACAUUACAAAUUUUUGUUUUCUGUAACACUCUUGAACAGUGAUGAAGUUAUUGUACCUAAAAUUAACUGCAUCAGUACAAACUAAUUAUGGCACAUGUUACUGAUAAAAUUAUGCAAAUCUUACAUAAAUGUCAUCCCAAUAAAGAUAAUUAUGAGGAUAAAUCGGGGAAUUUGAAUAAGUCCCUGGAAAAAAUCAAGAGUCAUGCAGAAAGAUUACUUAUAAGUAUGCCAAGUAUGCCAAAUAACUAUGUAGGAUGUGUUGAAUAUGCUAGUUUAAAUAAAAUGAUAGCUACCUGUAAUUUAAAGAUUGGAAAUGAACUCUUGGCUAUCCAUCAUUUAAUUGAAUCUCAUGCAGUGAUCCUUCGACAACAGAUUUUACAUAGGCAUCAAAAAACCCAAAUGCGCGAAUCCUUAUUGAAUAUACCACAAACAUAUGGGCUGAAACCAACAUAUGUGAAAUUUGAGACCAAAUUUUCAUACGAUAUAUUAAAAUCAAAACUGGUGGAACUACCAAAAGAAUGGUACAUACUCCAAGUUACUGUUCAGUAUGAAUCUUCAAACGUACUAAAGUACAGAAGUAUAUCUAACUUAAUGAGUGCUAUACAUAUUACAAUACUUCCAACAGGACCAUCUGAAAUAGAACCCCUAUGUAUAACUUUGCCAAAACCUGAGAUGGAAGUCUCUUAUGAUAUCUGUACAGAAAUAAAAAAUAUAUUAGAUAGUUACAAAACCAAGCUACAAGCUACUUAUACAAAAAAUGAAUAUUAUUGGAUAAUGCGCAAAGAACAAGAUAAUAAGAUGAAGAUGGCUAUAGAUGGGCUGGAGACUACAUGGUUGAGGGAAUGGAGAGUGUUAUUUAUGGCUGAUCCUAUUGAGGAUUUGGAAAUAAUAAAUGAAAUUCAUGAAAUGAUUGAUAAAUUGAUAUUGGAUUCCAAAUUUUCUGACAAAAUAUCCAAGCGAUGUAAAUGGCUCUUGAAAAAAGUAUCCACAGGUGCAUGUUUUCUUACAUGUGAAGAAAUAGCACGUGCAAUUAAAUUCCUACUUCCUGAAAUGAAAUAUGAAAAACUUGCAAAUAACAUUAUUUUAUCUAUUUAUGGCAUUUUAUCUCGUACAACAAAGUUAAAAGAUGCGAAACGGAAGACAUUAGUUUUAAUAAUUGAUGAACAUAUAGAUUACAUAGCAUUUGAAGCAAUGGAAAUCAUUAAAAACCAUCCUGUUACUCGUCUUCAAUCUUUACAUUUAGUGUACGCAUUAUUCAAAGAACAUGAGGACACCAUAGUAGAAGGAUGUAAAAUCAUUAAAGCCAAAGAGGACAUGGGUAUUUGCAUAGUCAAUCCGUCGGAUAAUUUACAUAAAAUGGCAAAACGAAUGAAACUUUUCAUAGACUUCUGGUUACCACAAUGGAGAAGCUAUUAUGACACAAAGCCUAGUGAAGAAAUAUUUGAAGAUGCGCUAGUAAAUCAUGACAUUUUAAUGUAUAAUGGUCACGGAAGUGGCACACAAUAUUUGUCUGGAGAAAAUAUUGAGAAGACAAAAGUGAAAUCGACCGCUUUAUUAUUCGGAUGUAACAGCAUGAAGUUACUUAUGAUAGGCGGAAAAUAUCCACCUUACGGUAUCGCAAACCAAUAUUUAAUAGCAUGCAGUCCUUGUCUCUUAGGCAUGCUGUGGGAAGUAACAGAUGUCGAUAUUGAUAAAAUGACUGCAGUCUUUGUGAGUAACUGGAUUCCGUCGACAUCCGAAAAAUCUUGGGCCGAAGUGGACAUUAACAGGUGGACGUAUGGUAGUUUAAAAUUCACAAAGAAUGCUGAAAAGAAUGAAACAAAAAUGGAGUCAGAAAUGUUGAGAGCAGUGGCAAAGUCCAAGAAUAUUUGCACACAUUACAUGACUGCAGCCGCGAUAAUAGUGCGAGGUUUACCAAUAAAGAUUGUAUAAAUUUCUCCGA
Harpegnathos saltator (Jerdon's jumping ant) is the source of this 2333-nucleotide messenger RNA. RefSeq names its product extra spindle pole bodies like 1, separase (gene Sse). Gene Ontology annotation, biological process: proteolysis; meiotic chromosome separation. The transcript has 9 exons. The coding region runs from base 479 to 2323 and encodes 614 amino acids. The record is from RefSeq and is a predicted model, not a curated record. Gene Ontology annotation, cellular component: cytoplasm; mitotic spindle; nucleus. NCBI's taxonomy places the organism in Eukaryota, Metazoa, Arthropoda, Insecta, Hymenoptera, Formicidae. Gene Ontology annotation, molecular function: cysteine-type endopeptidase activity.